Messenger RNA from Symphalangus syndactylus (siamang), 1906 nucleotides. It is a transcript of the gene ST8SIA3, whose product is annotated as ST8 alpha-N-acetyl-neuraminide alpha-2,8-sialyltransferase 3. Gene Ontology annotation, biological process: oligosaccharide metabolic process; N-glycan processing. The record is from RefSeq and is a predicted model, not a curated record. Gene Ontology annotation, molecular function: alpha-N-acetylneuraminate alpha-2,8-sialyltransferase activity. Lineage: Eukaryota; Metazoa; Chordata; Mammalia; Primates; Hylobatidae.
AUGGGUCUCAGAGCCAGAGACACAGGCUUGCACCCUGGUUCUGCCACUCGGCAGCUGAGAGACAUGGUUGGGCUGGAGAUCUUCAGGCUAUUGAGCUUGAAGAAGGUGGAAGCUGGGGCAGAGAAGAAGUCCGGCGGCCGGGGACGCACGGCGCUGCGCGCUCCUUCGCCACGCCGCCGCGCAGCCCCUCCAUCUUCCUGCUCGGCACCCGGCCCCGCGCGCCCCUGCCUAGGGGGUCCCGCUGCUCUCCGGGGCUCUUGCCGGCCCCAACCCCCGGCCCCUGUCGCCUCCCCCCACCCCCGCCCGGGUCCCCCUCCUCCGCCACAAGCGCGCGCGCUCACACACACACACACACACACACACACACACACACACACACACACGCCAGCGAGCUGCUGGCCGCUCAAUGGACCGAUUUCCCCGGUUUCCCUGAACCCAGCCCAGCCCGGGAUGAGAAAUUGCAAAAUGGCCCGGGUCGCCAGUGUGCUGGGGCUGGUCAUGCUCAGCGUCGCCCUGCUGAUUUUAUCGCUCAUCAGCUACGUGUCCCUGAAAAAGGAGAACAUCUUCACCACUCCCAAGUACGCCAGCCCGGGGGCGCCCCGAAUGUACAUGUUCCACGCGGGAUUCCGGUCACAAUUUGCACUGAAGUUUCUAGACCCGUCAUUUGUGCCCAUUACGAAUUCUCUCACCCAGGAACUCCAAGAGAAACCUUCUAAGUGGACGUUUAAUCGGACAGCGUUUUUACAUCAAAGGCAAGAAAUUCUUCAGCAUGUCGAUGUAAUAAAAAAUUUUUCUUUGACCAAGAAUAGUGUUCGGAUUGGACAACUGAUGCACUAUGAUUAUUCCAGCCAUAAAUAUGUUUUCUCUAUUAGCAAUAACUUCCGGUCACUGCUUCCAGAUGUGUCACCCAUUAUGAACAAGCAUUAUAAUAUUUGUGCUGUGGUUGGAAAUAGUGGGAUCCUGACAGGGAGCCAGUGUGGACAAGAAAUAGAUAAAUCAGAUUUUGUUUUCCGUUGCAAUUUCGCCCCUACGGAGGCUUUCCAAAGAGAUGUUGGAAGAAAAACCAAUCUUACCACCUUCAACCCCAGCAUCCUGGAAAAAUACUACAACAAUCUUUUGACUAUUCAGGACCGUAAUAACUUUUUCCUCAGUUUAAAAAAGCUUGACGGGGCCAUUCUUUGGAUCCCUGCAUUUUUCUUCCACACUUCAGCAACUGUGACCAGGACAUUAGUUGACUUUUUUGUUGAACACAGAGGUCAGUUAAAAGUCCAACUGGCUUGGCCGGGAAAUAUAAUGCAACAUGUCAACAGGUACUGGAAAAACAAACAUUUGUCACCUAAACGGCUGAGCACAGGUAUUCUUAUGUACACCCUUGCAUCAGCAAUAUGUGAAGAGAUCCACUUGUAUGGAUUUUGGCCUUUUGGAUUUGACCCCAACACAAGGGAAGAUCUUCCAUACCAUUACUAUGACAAAAAAGGAACCAAAUUUACCACCAAGUGGCAGGAGUCCCACCAGCUGCCUGCUGAGUUUCAGCUGCUGUACCGAAUGCAUGGGGAAGGGCUCACAAAGCUGACUCUGUCACACUGUGCCUAAGAACUCUGAACGGAAAGUGCCAAGUGGCUGUUUAAAAAGUGCCCCAAAUCAAAUUGAAUAGUCUUCAGAAUAGAACCCUAGAGAAUGUCUUAGAAGGAUUGUCUGCCAUUUAAAAGGAAAGAUAUCUUUUCUCUUUUGCACUGCUCUUUUAAGAGUUUUAGCAGAUUUAGCAGGACAGAUGCAUUGAAGCCACAUGGUUUAGACUUGAUUGAUAAAGGGAAUGUUGCAUUUGGGACUAUGCUGCUAACGAAAGGGUUUGAAGUAUUUUCAUGUUUGGAUUUUAAUAAUAAACUGCCUCUCAUUUUUAUGAGGA